Drosophila biarmipes is the source of this 2744-nucleotide messenger RNA. It is a transcript of the gene vnd, whose product is annotated as homeobox protein vnd. Gene Ontology annotation, cellular component: nucleus. Gene Ontology annotation, biological process: regulation of transcription by RNA polymerase II; cell differentiation. NCBI's taxonomy places the organism in Eukaryota, Metazoa, Arthropoda, Insecta, Diptera, Drosophilidae. Bases 319 to 2535 code for a protein of 738 amino acids. The transcript is spliced from 3 exons. The record is from RefSeq and is a predicted model, not a curated record. Gene Ontology annotation, molecular function: RNA polymerase II cis-regulatory region sequence-specific DNA binding; DNA-binding transcription factor activity, RNA polymerase II-specific.
UUUAGAGUGCGCUGCUCCGCGGAUCCGUGCAACUGAGAAAUCGAGACACCGAGAUAUCGACCAUCGCGACCGAGCGUUCCUCUUGAUAGCCACACUCACACAAAGCGAACACUAUGCCUGGCAUCUGAACUGCCCUCGAAAGGAUACUUAAAACUACCAAGUGCUUGUGAUAUAUAUCGAAAAUCUACAUUUUUUUUUGCGUGCUUCGGCUACCGAAAAAGCUCCAAAGUGGCGGAGAAACGCAAAAGUCCGCCCACGCCGCCGCCCGCGUCGCAGCGUCGCAAGUCGAACAGCGGCUCCCCGAUCUCGCCCAGCGACAUGACCACCUCGGCCACCUCCCUGGAGAGGACGCCCUCGAAGCGGGAGCGGGACCGCGAGCGGGACAACAGCAGCGGCCUGGGCAGCGCCGGCAGCUUGCCCGCCUCGCCGCAAAGUGCGAUCACCGUGAGUCCCUCCUCCCCAGCCACGCCCAAGCGGCCCCUGCGCACCUCUACGCCCUCGCUGGAGCGGGAAAAGGAGCGGGAGAGGGAGCGGGAAAGGGAGCGCGAACGGGAACGGGAGCGGGAUCGCGAGGAGCGGGACAGAGAUCGCGAGCGAUCCGCCAAGGUCUUCAGCACCGCCAGCACCACCGUGCCCACGAAUACGAGCUCCAGUUCCGGCUUGGCGCCCGAACAGCUCCGGAUUCCCACGGGAGCGGCGGCCUUCAGCGGAUUCCCGGGACUCCACAGCAUGAGCAGCCUGAUGGUGCCGUCGUCGGCGGCCGUCGCCGCCGCUGCUGCCGCCCCCUUCCUGCCCUGGUCGCCCAUCCUGCUGCCGCCGUGGAGCCACGCCCUCCUGCCAGCCGCCUUCUAUCCGGCGGCCCUGCGAAACGCUCUGCCCGGCUUGUUCGAUGCAAAGGUGCCGUCGUCGCAGCGCUCUGGCUUCCACAUAUCGGACAUCCUGAAUCUGGAGGGCUCCGAGCUGAAGAAUGCCGCUGCUGCCGCGGCCGCUGCCGCCCAGCAUGGCAGUGACCUGAGCCACCACUCGGCCAGCGAGUCCACCAAUGGCCACGGCGGUCAGGGAGGACCCCAUGCCACGCCCUCGGCGCUCUCGCCCACGCCCGCGGGCGGCUCGGUGGACGAGCACCACAACGGCAGCGGGACGGGCGGUGGCGGCUCGGAUCACCACAGCACCACCGAGCACCAUGCCCAGCAGCAGCCGCCGAGCCACCCACAGCAGCAGCACCACCCGCACCACCACCACCAGCAGCAGGCGGCGCACCACCUCCAGCAGCAGCACCUCGCGCACCACCAGCAGGCGGUGGCCCCACUCCCACUGGCCCACCACCAGGGCGGGCCAGACGCCCAGAGCCACGCCCAUGCGAACGCAGCCGCCGCCCACCUGCUGGCCAGCCACAACGCCGCGGCUGCAGCAGCGGUGGCCGCCGGCCAAUACCUGCCCAAUCUGCCCAAGAACUUCCCGGGGAGCUUCGGGGACGAGAUGUCCUCGUACCACCACAUGGCCCAGACCAUGCUCCAGCACUCGGGCAGGAGCGCGUGGAUCAAGGAGAACGAGCUAUACGGAACCCAGCAGCCAGCCAGUCCGGACAGCACUUCACCGGUCACCUCGGAGGUGUCCUACACCUACAUCGGCUCCAAUUGCCAGACCUCGCCGGCCCUUUCCGGCGACUACAAGAGCUACAGCCGGUCGGCGGACAGCGAUGCACUGUCCGUGGGCGAUGCCCUCCACUCCCUGCACGGCUCAUCCUCGGCCAAUCAAGGAGGAUCCGGUGGUGCUCCCUCGGCGGCCCAUGCCCUGCACAACAAUAACAACAAUACGAAAAACAACAACAACAACAGCCUGAAGCACGAGGGGAUCAACGGAGCAGGUAGUGGCCACGACGACAGCCUCAAUGAGGACGGCAUCGAGGAGGACAUCGACGACGUGGACGAUGCCGACGGCAGUGGCGGCGGAGGAGCCAACGGAUCCGACGGCCUGCCCAACAAGAAGCGGAAGCGUCGCGUUCUCUUCACCAAGGCGCAAACGUACGAGUUGGAGCGCCGUUUCCGGCAGCAGCGCUACUUGAGCGCCCCGGAACGGGAGCACCUGGCCAGCCUGAUCCGCCUGACGCCGACGCAGGUGAAGAUCUGGUUCCAGAACCACCGCUACAAGACGAAGCGGGCGCAGAACGAGAAGGGCUACGAGGGUCAUCCGGGUCUGUUGCACGGCCAUGCCACCCAUCCGCACCAUCCGAGUGCUCUGCCCUCGCCCCGUCGGGUGGCCGUGCCGGUGCUGGUGAGGAACGGCAAGCCCUGCCUGGGCGAUGGCUCCAAGCUGGGAGCCGACUGCGUGUCCGUCUCCUCAGCCACCGCCACCGCCAUGCAGAACGCCGCCGCCGCUCAUCAUCUGGUGGCCCUGAACGGAGCAGCCGCCUAUCAACAUGCCGCCGCUGCUGCCGCCGGCCUUCACGCCCAUGCCCACGCCCAUGCCCAUGCGCACGCCCACGGCCACGCCCAUCCGCACGCCCACGCCCAGAGGGCGGCCUGGUGGCCCUAAUAUUGCUAGGAUGCGAUCCGAUCCGAUCCGAUCUGAUUCGAUUCGAUCCGAUAUGAUCUGAUCUGAUCUGAUCUGAUCUUCUCGGGCCUGGAGCCACUCGAAUAGGUGGAUAGAUGAACCCUUGGUGCAAUAAAUCAGAGGACCAGGCCCCCAAGAUCCCCGGAGAAGCCAAAAAUAACUAAAACCUAAAUAUAUUUGAUACAUACAUA